AUGACUGAACCUCAAGAAACUGCUAACUCUGUAGACAAGUGCAAUGAUAGUUCUGAGAGCACUGAAGGUAAUGCACCCUCUGCAACUACGCCUCAAGCAAGUGACCAACUCACAACUUCUGAGGCGUUCGUUGAUGCCCCUACCUCUGUUUCUACGACUUCUAGUACCGUUGGCGUUAAAAUUGAGCCAUCGAUAGCUGCUUUGGAUUUACUUGCUGCACCACCAAGUGACGCACAUCGUUUUAAGUGUAUAUUUUGCCCGCGUUGGUUUACCCAGUUUCACCACCUUAGCAAGCACGCACGGGCGCUCCAUCCGGAAUCUGCUGAUGCUGUUACUAAUGCGGCAAUCAAUGCUGUCGAGGCAAAUGGAGGAAAGGUUACUCGCACAUGGUCCUGUCCCGUUUGUUGGAGAGAGUUUGGGAAAUUGGCAAAUCUACGAAUUCACUCUAGGACUCACACUGGUGAGAGGCCGUAUGGGUGCAUAGUCUGUAGUCGGCGUUUUACUCAGCUUUCUAGUCUUCGAACACACCAACGCAUGCACUCCGGAGAUAGGCGGCAUCGAUGUCCCGUUUGCGCAAAAGAAUUUCUAACAUCUAGUAAUCUCAGAAGCCAUAUGCGGACGCAUACUGGAGAGCGUCCUUAUACAUGCAAUGUAUGUGGUCGUCAAUUUGGAGACCAUUCUGGGAUGAAACGGCACGAGAAAACUCACAACAAAAACUGUUCAGGCAUUCCCAUUGAAGCGAAUCUCUUAAAUGGCUCAAAAGCUACCACCUCUAAUAUAUCCCUGCUCUCCGUUGUCCCAAGCGUAUCUAUGACGAGUGCUCUUCCUACUAUUUCUCACGAUGGAUCAAUGUCACUAUCUCUUCCUCUUACCAAAGUAGCUAAUAAGCCAGAAGAGACCACUCUCAUUAAUAUGCCUUCCAUCAUCGGCCAGGACAUCAAAGAUACGAUAACUCUUUCGAGCGGUGACGCUAUCAAGCUUUCCUCUAUCCCUGGUCAUGGUGGUCAUUUAAUGUCCCCGCAUCACAUUAACGUUAUUGGGGCGCCAAUGAAUCAAGGCAACCAACAAUGCAUAACCCUCACUUCAGUCCCAAAUUCGCUAUCCUCACAGACUUUAAUCAAAACCUCUGGCGGGACGGCUAUCCUUCCAGAAAACACAGUCAUAGUUACGAGCAUGGCUGGUGGAGCUAACCCUUUGCAUGGCGCCGUUGUCUCCCAACACGCCCAAUGCUUGCCGUUUAUUCCGAUAAUGUCGACAUGUGCCGUAAAUCAAACCUUGCAAACACCAAUUUCAUCUGUUGCACUCGCAAAUUCAAACACAUCCUCCACAGUCUCUGUUCUAUCCACAGGUGCAAACUGUGCACAACGGAACAUUCCUGUCAAAGUCGGUCCUAUCAGUGUAUUUUCCCACACGAUUCCUGGUGUAAAUGUUUCCGCAAGCAACCAACCCCGGCAACUGACCAUAUCAACGCAACCUCACCACAAAGGCGGUACGAUCCAAGAGGUUGUACAAGUUGGGAAUAGUAUGUUUGCCACUGGGGCGACUCAUGCAAUCAGCGCACAAAUGGGCUCCAUUCCGAGUAGUCUACUCCAAUCACCUGGACAGCAUGGCACCCACCUUCUCGGUGCUCCCCCUGGCAUGCCUUUUACUAUCACCCAAUCCAACAUGUCAAUGAUGCCUUCACAAUUAGUCGGUCCCGGCUUCGCCACCGGCAUGCCUACACAGGUCCAGUUCGUUUCGAACCCUGGCGCCAACCACGGUAUACUUGAGCCCAUUACCCAGUCCCAACUUCUUGCCUCUCCGCCUAUGGCCACUGCGACUGGCCCUGGCGGAGUAGCUAUAGCGAGCGUCAGUGGCCUGGGGGGUCAGAUUACGUACCAGCAUGUGAACCCAAACCACUCACAACUUGCAUCCCCACUUCAUUCUGUCGAUGCGAUCGCGCACAUUACACCGAUGUCCAGCUCACCGCCAAGCCUACCAACGUGCUCAACCAACAGCCUCAACCCCUCCGCUACAUCUAUCGGAACGACACUAACCCAAGCCGUGAGCCCGCAGAUAGCGGGCAUGUCUAUCAGCCUACCGGCCUUCGCGACGCAAUCCUCCCAGUCUGGACUGCCCUCCUUAGGCACAGUCUCGAUGGCCACCCCCCAUCAGGCACAGAUCUUCGCAACGGCCGCACAGCAGCAGCUCAUCGAAGCAGCCGGAGGACCAAGAGGACAAAGCGUGUCUCUGGUGGUUUUCCCCGACCAAAUAAAAUCGGGCUCCCCAUGCUAA
Molecule: messenger RNA, 2274 nt
Organism: Protopolystoma xenopodis
Lineage: Eukaryota; Metazoa; Platyhelminthes; Monogenea; Polystomatidea; Polystomatidae
Source: the annotation of a GenBank genome assembly